UGCACCAUCUCCAAUGUGGUGUCCAGCUCUGCUGGCAUUAGUGCUGGAGGCCUGGGCCUCUGUGGUUUAAUUCUGACACCCGUUACAGGAGGGCCCAGUCUGGCGCUCUCAGCAACUUCCUUGGGGCUGGGAGUGGCAGCAUCUGUAAACAGUCUUACAACCAUCGUUGUAGAAGAAUUAAACAGACUGUCAGAUGAGUCUGAAGCCAUGCGCCUGGUGGGAGCCAGCAUGGACACUCUGGAUGAGAUUGUGCAGAUCACGCCUAAGAUGAGUGUCAAACUUUAUAAAACACCUGGAGAAGGUUUUGAUGACUUGAGGUCCCUCAGGGAUCAUAUCCACGCUCUCAGGAUAGCCAGAGCCAGCGCUCGCUCUGCCCAAGGUUCUAGGCAGGUGGGAAGGGCUUCAUCCAGCUCUCUUCUCCCAAUGACCAGAGGAGCCAAGAUUACAGCAGUGAGCUUUACCAGUAUCUUCCUUGGGUUGGAUGUGUUUCACCUUGUGAAAGACUCAAUGCAUUUGUAUGAUGUGGCUAAGACAGAGUCAGCUAGAGCACUUCGGAACCUGGCUCACAACCUGGAAGAGAAGUUACAUAAAUUUAAGAAGAUCCACGAGGCUCUAUAGUAAGACCUGCGUCAGUGACCCCACCCCAGGCUCUCCAGGCGGCAUUGGCUCUGCUUGUGUCCUUGCAGUUAGAGCUAGACAUGUCCUAAUCCCUCCACAUGAGUCUGUAGCCCUUUCUGGACAGUUGAAGGGUCUAGAAAUGCUCCGUUCCAUUCCUGGGUCUGGUCAUGAGAUGCCUGUCAGGGUCGGCUUGUGGCCCAGGGGACAUUUACAUGGUCCUGCCUCUUACUGUGUUUCUCUCCAACAAGGGAAAGUCAUGCCGAUGAAAGAGGAAGAAUAAAAGUCAGAAAAGUUU
This is a messenger RNA of Psammomys obesus (fat sand rat), 913 nucleotides long. Its product is annotated as apolipoprotein L3-like. The record is from RefSeq and is a predicted model, not a curated record. Gene Ontology annotation, cellular component: extracellular region; membrane. NCBI's taxonomy places the organism in Eukaryota, Metazoa, Chordata, Mammalia, Rodentia, Muridae. Gene Ontology annotation, molecular function: lipid binding. Gene Ontology annotation, biological process: lipoprotein metabolic process; lipid transport. The annotation marks the transcript as partial. The transcript has a single exon.